Phalaenopsis equestris is the source of this 3327-nucleotide messenger RNA. RefSeq names its product presequence protease 2, chloroplastic/mitochondrial-like. Gene Ontology annotation, cellular component: chloroplast; mitochondrion. Gene Ontology annotation, biological process: protein processing. The coding region runs from base 34 to 3249 and encodes 1071 amino acids. The record is from RefSeq and is a predicted model, not a curated record. The transcript is spliced from 19 exons. Gene Ontology annotation, molecular function: metal ion binding. NCBI's taxonomy places the organism in Eukaryota, Viridiplantae, Streptophyta, Magnoliopsida, Asparagales, Orchidaceae.
UCUUCGUUCUUCUUCGUCAUCCCCAUUCCAACAAUGGAGAGAGUCGCUCUACUUCGCUCAUUAUCCACCUGCUCCUCAGUCACCUACCGGAGGCUCCUCUUCCGAACAAAGGCCAGACCCCGCGCUUCCUCCUCUAACCUCCACAGGCAUAAGCAGCAAAUGCAGUUUCUCAAUGGCUCUUCGGCCUGGCGGUGGCAGGCAACGACGACCCCUGUCCAAUCGCUACGCCUCAGAAGGAACUUUUCCUUCUCUCCCAGCGCCGUAUCAACUUCUUCCCAACCAGCAGCCCAAGAUGCAGGACAUGAAAUCUCUGAGAAGCACGGUUUUGAAAAGAUAUCUGAACAAUUCAUAAGUGAGUGCAAAUCAAAUGCCAUUCUUUACAAGCAUAAGAAAACUGGGGCAGAAGUAAUAUCAGUAUCAAAUGAUGAUGAAAAUAAGGUUUUUGGCAUAGUUUUUCGAACCCCUCCGAAAGAUUCUACAGGCAUUCCUCACAUACUUGAACAUAGUGUACUGUGUGGAUCUAAGAAAUAUCCUUUGAAAGAACCAUUUGUUGAACUGUUGAAAGGCAGUCUGAAUACGUUUUUAAAUGCGUUCACCUAUCCUGACCGAACUUGUUAUCCAGUUGCUUCGACGAACACGAAGGAUUUCUACAAUCUGGUUGAUGUGUACUUAGAUGCUGUAUUUUUUCCAAGAUGUGUGGAGGAUUUCCAGACAUUUCAACAGGAGGGCUGGCAUUAUGAGCUUAAUGACCCCGCCGAAGAAAUGUCUUUCAAAGGUGUUGUUUUCAAUGAAAUGAAAGGAGUAUAUUCUCAACCUGAUAAUAUAUUAGGCCGUGUCUCCCAGCAGGCCCUUUUCCCAGAGAACACAUAUGGUGUAGAUAGUGGCGGCGAUCCAAAAGUCAUUCCUAAACUCACAUUUGAAGAAUUCAAGGAAUUUCACCGAAAGUAUUACCAUCCAAGCAAUGCCAGGAUAUGGUUCUAUGGAGAUGAUGAUCCAGAAGAACGGCUGCGUAUUUUAAGUGCUUACCUCGACCAGUUCAAAGCAAGUCCCACCUCUAAUGAGUCAAGGGUUGAAGCGCAAAAGUUAUUCAAAGAACCAGUAAGGAUUGUUGAAAAAUACCCUGCUGGCGAAGGUGGCGAUCUUAAGAAGAAGCACAUGGUUUGUGUAAACUGGUUGCUAUCGGAUGGUCCCUUGGACUUGGAAACUGAGCUCACCCUCGGUUUUUUGGAUCAUUUGUUGCUGGGAACACCAGCUUCGCCUUUGCGAAGAGUUCUACUUGAAAGUCGUUUAGGAGAUGCCAUCGUCGGUGGCGGAGUGGAAGAUGAGUUGCUCCAACCACAAUUUAGUGUCGGAUUAAAAGGUGUCGCACAAGAUGACAUUAAAAAGGUCGAAGAGUUGAUCGUAAACACACUUGAAAAUCUGGUGAAGGAUGGCUUUACUACUGAAGCAGUAGAGGCGUCAAUGAAUACCAUUGAGUUUGCUCUGAGGGAAAAUAACACGGGUUCCUUUCCACGAGGAUUAUCGUUGAUGCUUCGCUCCGUUGGAAAAUGGAUAUAUGAUAGGGAUCCAUUCGAACCACUAAAGUAUGAGAAACCAUUGCGGUCUUUGAAAGAACGCAUAGCUAAAGAAGGUUCCAAAGCUGUCUUUUCUCCAAUAAUAGAACAGUACAUAUUGAACAACCCUCACCGUGUUACCAUAGAAAUGCAGCCUGAUCCAGAAAAAGCCUCUCGUGAUGAAGCUGAGGAGAAAGAAAUCCUUCAAAAGGUUAAGGAAAGCAUGACAGAAGAGGAUCUUGCUGAGUUAGCACGGGCUACGCAAGAACUUCGUCUAAAGCAAGAAACUCCAGAUCCACCUGAAGCUUUAAGAACUGUUCCAAGUCUUUCAUUGCAAGACAUCCCUAAGAAGCCCACACACGUCCCAACAAAUAUUGGUGAGGUUAAUGGAGUGCAAGUUUUGCAUCAUGACCUUUUUACAAAUGACGUUGUUUAUUCUGAAGUUGUUUUUGAUAUGUCUGCGGUGAAGAAAGAAUUGCUCCAACUGAUUCCGUUGUUCUGUCAGUCUUUGUUAGAGAUGGGUACAAAGGAAAUGGAUUUUGUCCAGCUUAAUCAAUUGAUAGGAAGAAAAACUGGAGGCAUUUCAGUUUAUCCUUUCACUUCUUCGGUACGGGGAAAAGUGAAUCCGUGCACUCGUAUUAUUGUACGAGGUAAAGCUAUGUCUGGGAAAGUUGAGGAUCUAUUUAAUCUGAUGAAUUGUAUUAUUCAGGAUGUUCAAUUCACUGAUCUGCAACGCUUCAAGCAGUUUGUUUCUCAAAGCAAAGCUAGAAUGGAGAGCCGAGUAAGAGGUAGCGGACAUGGGAUUGCAGCUGCGAGAAUGGAUGCUAAACUAAAUGUCGCGGGAUGGAUUUCUGAACAGAUGGGUGGUAUUAGUUACCUAAAUUUCUUAGAAGACCUUGAAAAAAGGCUUGAUCAGAAUUGGGAUGAAAUAUCUUCAUCGCUUGAGGAAAUCCGUAAAUCCAUCUUUUCUAGGAAAGGCUGCCUUGUUAACAUGACAGCUGACGAGAAAAACCUUAAUCACUCAACAAAAUUUGUCACUAAGUUUCUUGAUUUGCUCCCGAGCUCGGCAUCUGCUGAAUCCGACCCCUUGCGAAACCAGCUUCCUCCGGUCAAUGAAGCCAUUGUUAUUCCUACACAGGUUAAUUAUGUUGGGAAAGCUGGUGAUAUUUAUGAAGCAGGGUAUCAGCUCAAUGGAAGCGCAUAUGUAAUUUCAAAAUACAUUGGGAAUACCUGGUUAUGGGAUCGUGUACGUGUUAGUGGUGGUGCUUAUGGUGGCUUUUGUGACUUCGACACUCAUUCAGGAGUAUUCUCCUACUUGUCCUAUAGAGAUCCAAAUUUGUUGAAAACACUAGAGGUGUAUGAUGGGACCGCUACCUUUCUCAGGGAGCUCGAUUUAGACGAAGAUUCUCUUACGAAAGCAAUUAUUGGUACGAUUGGAGACGUCGAUGCUUACCAGUUGCCGGAUGCGAAAGGUUAUAGCAGUCUACUCCGACAUUUGUUGGGCAUAACGAACGAGGAACGUGAGAUAAGGCGCGAAGAAAUUCUAUCAACGAGGUUGAAGGACUUCAAGGAGUUUGCAGAUGUUGUUGAAACUGUUAAAAAUAAGGGAGUUGUGGUUGUAGUUGCUUCUCCACAAGAUGUUGCUGCAGCUAAUGAGGAGAAAUCUGGCUUCUUUGAUGUGAAGAAAGUUUUGUAAGAUUCAAUACAGUUUUCUGGCUCUAUAAUUAUAAUUUUGUUCACAACUAAGGCUUCUAAUUUAUUUUGUGGUUUGCUA